Messenger RNA from Colletotrichum lupini, 1413 nucleotides. Its product is annotated as coiled-coil domain-containing protein. Bases 1 to 1413 code for a protein of 470 amino acids. NCBI's taxonomy places the organism in Eukaryota, Fungi, Ascomycota, Sordariomycetes, Glomerellales, Glomerellaceae. The transcript has 9 exons. The record is from RefSeq and is a predicted model, not a curated record.
AUGUACAUCUGGAUUUGCGUUCGCACCCAGGAGGGACUUCCUUACUUGAGACACCAACAUCUACAGUCUCGUCUAAUCCACUUUGGUGCCUUCAUCUACGGAACUCAACUAAAGCCAGUGAAGAUGCCCUCCUUCACAGAGCCUGAGCAUCAGUCGCAAAGUCUGCCCUUCGAGAAGCCGACGCCACGUCCACCCAGGUCGCCAACAGUAGCCAAGAAUAUCCGGUCUCGAAACCGUCGUCGAGAGUAUCUAGAGAGACAUCCAAAGUACUUUUCUGACGCUGAACACGAGCUGGCAGACCCCCUACUAUAUGACAGCUUGGUUCGCAAAUUCCAGACACCAGCCGAGCGUGAGGUCGAAGGCAAGGCCAAGGGCUACUCUGGAGUUCUAGAGAGCUCCCUGCUCAGGGGCGAGGCUCGUCUUGCCGACUUGAAAUCAUCAACUGAUGACACUACAACGUCGGAGCCCGCGAGAGAUUUCACAACUGAAGCCGAUCUUUCCAAAACAAAGACAAAGGAAGAGGGCCUUCAGAGAUGGCAUGAGUUUCUCACGGAACGUUUUGUCCGAGGCCACGACGAGGAUUUCGAUUACAGUCUGAUCGACGACAACGAAGACUACGACGUCAUGGAGAGACGUGAUGCCGAGGAAGCCUGGUUCGAUGAAGAGGAUCCCGAGACUUCUGAACAGCUGCUGCGCGGCUGGUUGAGCCGAACCAGCACUGUCAGCUGUCUGCGCAUCAAAGAAAAGACCAAGAGAAGACUGGAACACAUGAUGGCGAGCCAAAGCGCAGUCAUCAUUGGCGUCGGGCGUGAGAGGGAGAACAAUAUCGAUGAUCAAGCUUUGGACCCAAAGAGGACGUACCUUCAUGUCCUCACUUCAGGCUUCCAGACUUUUCCAUCCCACGAUGCUGAGCAACCCGUUCGGCCUCCACGAACCUUGCUGACGCCGUGGAGGAAGUUCAUUGAGCCACCUUUGGCUCAGUGGUGCAAGCGACGGCGUAUCGUAGCCAUGGAGUCACAAAGACUACCAAUAAGCUACCGACGGGGUUCGAAUCCUACGCUGCCUUGUGAUUUCGGCGGUAAAGCUUGGGUAGCGCGGGGUCUCAUCCUGAAAGGGGCGAGAUUGAGCUCGAAAUCAAAAUACGAUAGAAAUCAGGUUGGACGCUCAAAAGAAGUGCCUUACGCCGUCAAUAUGACUUCACCAGGACCAGCAUGGCACACAAGAGAUUGGUUUUGCAUCUCCCAAGAAAGUCCACGGUUCAGUCCUCCAACUCGUGGUGCGGGUGGGGGGUGUGCCCAGGAUGGGGUAAACCGGGAAAAUGCGCUGGGUAAAUUCAAAGGCCGCUGGCUAGUCGUCCCGUGUUCCACUCUACCGGGCCAACAUCACCACUUUCACAUUCAUCCAGACGCCUGA